AUGGCGGUCUGGGCCGGUACCUAUUUCUGGGUUGUAACGGUAGCCAUUGGGGUGGUCGAUGUCCUUGCGCUCAACAAGCCGCGGCGCCCUUUCGAGGUUUGGUGGGAUUCCAUGCACAGCUAUGCCCUGGACCACAAAAAGAGAGAGGCUGCGACGUGCAUUAGGCAGAGACUUUUCCUAACACUUUCCACGACAAGCCGAAGCGAAUACGUUGACAUUGCCGUCGCUGAGUUCGUGGCAGUGAUGCGCUACUACUCCUCCGGAGAAGUCAGACCAUUCCUAUCCCUCUCGUCCCCAGCGAAGUCAGCCUGGCUAGUGCAGGAACCGCAUCUUUUCUUGGAGAGAGCCAAACAAAAUGUGUCUUUGCAGCCUUGGUUGCCGCAUGCUUCAGCAUAUCUGGACUCCCCGGGAACUGCGCCUUCCCCCUUGGACGAGGAGGAGAAGACCCUCUUGUCCAUGCUUCUGCAUUACUUUGCUUGGGAUGGGUGGUCCCAGGACUUUUCGCAGACCCGUCUGAGUGAGCUAGGCCUGUUGCUUGAGCCGCCAACAAAUGCCGUGGCAGCUGUGCCUGAUGCUGCCGGUCAGAGAACAGUCAAGGCAGAGCAAGCAGGAGUGCCAGUGAAGCGAGAGCGAUCUGUAGCCAGUGCAGUGAAGGCAGAGCAGGCAGGAGUGCCAGUGAAGCGAGAGCAAUCCGUGGCCGGUGUAAGUGCACCUGCCAAGAAGCCCAAAGUCUCGAUGGGAUCCCUCAGCAGCUGCCGUGAGCUUGACAAGCUGCUGGCCAAGGAUCAGCCCGAGCAGCCCCUCAGCAGGAACAUGCUUAACUUCGUGCAAGUACUCCGAGGUAUCCUAGGAGCUGGCUACUCCACCAUGGGAGACAGCUGGAUUGGCAAGAUCGCGGUCGUCAACUGUGGCGAGGAGGCUUUCUCGCGAUGCUUGAAAGAGCAGUUCCAGGCAACGUGCCUGCUAGGGCUUCUCGAGAGUAGCUCGCACUGGGCUUUGCUUGCUGUGGACAAUCGCAAGAGAGAUGCUCCGGUAGCUUGUGUUUACAGCGGGAUCACCGAUUCUGUUUGCGAAGACCAUGCCCUCAGCUUCAUCACGCAUUUGGUUGAGUUCGAUUGGCUAGAUCGAGAAGCUUCUUUGAAGCGAGCGGCCGUGCCUCCUCAGGGUGACGGCUGGAGCUGUGGGCACCGCUGCAUCCUGGCUGCGGAUGCUGUCUUUUGCUCGUUGUUCAAGGACGAGCCUUUGCCCUGCUCGUUGCACGAGUCGCACAUCAGCAGCAAGCUCAUUGACGCACUGGUGGGUGUAAGGAAGCAUCCGAAGAGAGACCCAGGGCAUAGCAGCACGGCUGGGGCGGCUAGGGCAACAUCAGCAGCCGAGAGUGCUGCUCCAGAGGAGGCUCCUCCUGCUCCCAGUACUCCACCCCGGAAGCGAAAGCCCAACUUCGAUGCAGCAUCCCCGGCAGCUGACUCACAGGCCAGCACCCCCAGACCUCUGGUUUCUCGCUCUACUGGUUCCAAGGCAGGUCCAUCGGGCACCAAAGAGAAGCCUAAGAAGCUCAAGAAGGACGAGAAGGCACGGCUGGCGGAAGGCACGGAGAUGGCCAAGGCUGCUGGUCUCACGCACAGCAAAUUUCAGAAGGAGCACUACCAGGAGGACGUCGAGCCUGUGGGCGGGCACUGGCAUGUCUUCCUCAAAGGUGUCCUGCAGCCGCAACUAGUGCUGACGUGCAGGGUGUGCAUGAGGCUUCGGCAAGACAUACUCGCACAGCCGCCGCCAGGGUCGGACCAGCAGAUCGUGCCGGUCCCUGCCGAGGAGCGCGAGCCAGUUCUAGGGCCAUCUGUGUCGAAGAGGGGCCGGCCUCGGAAGUCAGAGCUAGUAGAAGACCGCUGGAAUCUCCACGUCUUCGUGCGACUGCAUCGUGCCGACAUCUACUUCCAGACGCAGGAUAGCUUCAAGGCCCAGGUUUUCACCUAUCACUGCCGACCCUGCAAUCGGAACAUCUCCUUUCAGAGUCAAACCAAUCAGGAGAAGGUGCACCGGCACGAACGUGGAGUCUUUCACCAACGAGGACUCCUACGACUCGGCAUGGUUGCAGCUCCCCCUGAGGAGGUGGAGGCUGUGGAGGCUGAGCAGGCCCAGAUCGUCCUAGCCUCGCAGGAAUGCCAAGGUGUCUCUUCGAGCGACAACACAAUGCCGCUGCACCCGAUCCGUGAAAGCUUGCUGAACUGGGCUUGUGCAGGCCAGCCAUCCACCAUGUAUGCUGAGGGCGAGAAGGACCCUUUGGACCGCAUCGUUUUCCGAUUCCAGGAAGGGGUUGUCUGGGCACAAAGCAGGAAGUGCAGCGGCCGACAUGACGGGAGCGAGGGCUGCUGUGGCGAUUGCCGGAAGAUGGCCGGAAAUCGGGACAUGCAUCGGCACGUCUGUCGCAUGUCCUACCUGGUGGACUUGUGCACGCUGGCUCACAAGCUAUCGCAUUGCACGGAGGCUGAGAGCCAGGACUUCGUGAAGGUCAUAGAGGCCCGGGAGUACAUGAAGGCCGGAUACGCCGGUGACGACUUGAGCAAGUUUCUCAGGAAGAAGUCCCGGCUCGAGCAGGUGCGAUCCAUCACCCACAAGUUUGUGUGCAUUCCAGCCUGGCGGCUGGGCCCCUCCCUGAAGUCACUGAUCAACCAUUGGCUGCCGAGCACACCGACAUUCUGUGCAAGCGAUGUGGAGUCCUCUGCACACUCGUGCUUGGUGCAGCAGUUGUCUACGGCGGUGCGGGAUGGCCGCUGCCGGACAACCGACAUAGAGCUGGCAGCUAAGAUAGCCGCCGGCGGCCUUCGGGGCGAUGCUUUGGUGCAGGGGCUAGUCACCUCGUUCCUGUACACGUUCCGGACUGAUCUAGAGACCAGACGUUACAAGACCACGAGCCGCUUCCUGAGCGCCAUGGGUGCCACAGAAGAGGCCCUCCUGACACUAGGCCAUUCUGAGGACAUGAAGGAGCUCCUACAAAGGUUCGGCGUGAAUCGCCGAGCCUUGCCGACCUCCCGUGUGCUGGACCCCGUGCUUCCGCAGCCGUUCCUCAGCUUGCAGUCCACGGAGCAAUUGACCCGGGCCAUCACAUGCAUCAGUACUCAUUUGAAGCUUGGCUUGGAGCACAGGCCCUUCCUGAUGUUCGAUGAAACCGUCAUGGAGGCUAACUUCGAGUUGAUGAGGCUUUCGCCUCAGGAUGACGAGAAGUACAUAGGAGGCUAUUGGCACCGAUGUGCCGAGGAAUCCUAUGCGGUUCUAGAUCCAGCGACCCACAACAAGAGCAAUCUCCCGAGGGACAAGCUCUCGCGCCUGGCCCUCUGCUGUCUGCUCAAAAGAACCGACAGUAACAGGUUUGCUAUGUGCUGUGCCAUGGUGCCUCGCCCGAAAGGGCAAAGCACCGCUGCAGAAAUGCUAACAGCAGUCUGCCAAGUCUUGGACACAGCCACGAGCUGCCGGGGUGGAAUCCCACCCCAAGGAACGGUUUCAGACGCAGCGCCUUGCAAUAGCAUGGUGAUCCGUGCAUUCGUGGGGCAACUCCCGGAGCAGGCGAUGAGGGCUCACGCCUUUCUCAAGGAGUGCACAGUGUCGAGGAUGGGCUUGUCAUUUUGGCCGUAUGCUCUGGUGCGACACGGGGAGCAACAACACUUGAUCACCUCAUUCUUGGGUGGCCUGCACGUGCAAAAGCGCUUCGGAUUGCAGUGUCAGUCCGGAUGCAAGAAGGUCGUACUGGGCUCCCUCUUCGUCGAAGUGUCGAACAUGCUGGGAUUCGGCCUCCCCCCCAGGGCUUACACCCUGCACAGCCCCAUGUCGGAUCGGGACAGUGCGUGUCGGAUGGCCCCCUGUUACAUCGGCCGGACGUGGAUGGGCCUGGGGACCCACCUCUAUGCUCUGAUGGGAGGUCUCAUCGCAUCGUGCACGGUGGCAUCGGCAGCUUUCUCCAAAAAAGAACUUGUGCUGAAUGCAUUCACAUUGCAUUUCUGGUGUGUCCUGCACGCCGCUGGCAACAUGCAUGUCUACAAAAAGUCCUGGCAGCAGCACUCCAUCUCACUCACGACAUUGAGAAACAUUUCUCGAAUGGCCGCAGGUUCUGUGGCGACCGGGCUCACAGGCCUAGAGCCUGCUGCGUUGCAGGAAGGACGAAUCGAGCACCAUUUUAGCCUCAUCAAACGACAUGUGCCUGGGGCCGCCACUUUGAAAGAUUUGAUUUUGGGGACAGCUAGAGAGCACGGCCGACAGGCUUCAUUGCUGCGGGCGAGGUCAUGCGAGGAGCUGGCAACCACUUUCACGACGCAACCUCGAGAUCCGAUCAGUCUUGAAGAGCUGACAAAACUUGGGAAACAGGCGCUGGCCGCAGCGAUACAGCUUCAAUCCUGGAUCUCCACAGACCUCACCACCUCCGAGUGCUACGACCAGCUCCACACUUUCUGGCAUCGCAAGAACGGUGCCCAGCUGUUUGGAGAGUGCGAGCCCGACAAGCCCAUCGACGAAGAGGAGUCGGACGGAGAGGAGGACAUGACACCAGAUGCGGUUGAGAUCACGCCAGCAGCUGAAAACCAGGAUCCGCCUGCCGAGCUCUCUCAGGAUGUGGCAUGCCUCACCCGUGUGCAAGGGCGUGCAGCAGUCAUCGAGACCUUGGGCAAGACUUUGGAUAACCUUGCAGACCCGAAUGGCAAGGCCGAGGAGUCCGAUCAUGACGAGCCGGAGGCCAAGCUGGAUCAGAAGACUCUGGAUGAGCUGUUGCCAGCUGACCCCGAAGACGAUGCUGAAGCCAAGACCCCCAAAACUGUCAUCCAGCUUCUGCAACAGGUGUCGAAGGAUGGCGGGGCAGAGUUCGCCUUGGACGAGAAGUCCGGCCAAGGAGUCAAGGCAUGUCUUCGGCGAGUCGAGGCCAUGAUUGGGGGCAUCCGGAGAUUCACGAGGAUGGUUCGGCUGGAGGAGAACUUGCUUUCCUUGUCUGUGCUCGAACGAUCCCAGACACCAAUGAACGAGCACAACGCCCGCAUGCAUGAGCUGGGCCUGGCACGUCGUGCCCAUGGCCUGUGUCAGCAGCGAAUCUCACGUGCUGAAGCUUGGUCCAAAAGCCAGGCUCUGUUCAUGGACAAGAUCAAGGCUCAGAACCCCAAGGUGACAGAAGGCGACCCGGGCAUCACUGCACCCACAAGCUAUCGGAACGGCAAGAACCACAAGGAGCCACAGGUGUUGCUUUUGCAUGGUGGGUCGCCGGAACCAAGUGAGCUUCGUCUCGCCGUCGUUCUGGCAAUCUUUCGAGGCAGCAUCGUCCGCAAGCAGGGCUCGCCGCAGCUUGGCCAAAUUCGUGUCUCGAAGCCUGCCGCCGAUGACCUUCCUUGCUCAUGCACGAGAGUCGUGCAUGUCGCACCCUUGCAGUACAAUCCUGCCACCGGCGCCUGGGUCACAUCGUGCAUCGAGCAGCCUCUCGUCUUGGACCCCGUGAACUCCAUCUACGGCGAGGUUGCUACGGAGCAGGUGCAUGCAUCCCAGACACGCUUGCAUGUGGUUUUGUCUCCUGCCUCGGAGUUGGCACUCAGGAAAAUCAAGAGUGGGCAGAUUCCAUUCCCCGCAGCCGUGCCCAAGCUAUCCGAGACAGCAGGGUCAGCAGCAGCUCCGCCGCCGCCGGAGCCCAAGGAGAUGAGCUUCGAUGCCACCAGCUUCCCUCGGAGAAAGCUGGCCGAGAAUGUAUCCUUGUUCAUGGGUGGCCUCCGAAAUGCGUAUCAGGAGAAAGGCUGGGACAUUGUGGCAUCAGAUGGAUCGCUUAUGCUCGGCAAGGAGAAAUGGCAGUGGGACAAGGUGGUCUCAAGGGUCCCCGCUUAUUUCCUGCAUACUCUCAAGGAAUAUGUGGGCUUCAAGUUCAGCAGCCAAGUUCACAAUGUGCUGAUUCAGCACAUGCCCAAGAGUGAAUACUCCAAGAAGAACGUUCUCAACUGGCUGAAGCAGGUCGUUAGCCUUGCACCGCAGGUCGUGUUUCAUCCAUUUCAACUGCGUCGCUGCGAACUGAGGAUAUGCCCAGUUCUUCUGACCAAGCAGCGGAUGAAGAGACCUCAUCCGCAUUGCUGCGAGGUUUGGGACCAUUCCUGCUCGAUUUCUUGUCCUCUCGCCGACCCCAUCUGCAAGCUGUCGAAAAAUCGGCACUGGCCGCAGAUCUACUGGGCCAAAGUGCAUUGCUUGGAUACGAAAGCUCGCAGCCACCGCUCCUGCCAUGAUCUCUCCUUGUUGGGGGAAGAGGAACUGAACCUGAUUCGGCAGUGCACGGACAAGGCCUUCUUGGUUACGACCUUAACUGUCUUAGUGUUUCCCUUCGUCGUCCUAUGGCGCGUGCACGUUGGCCUCGGCGGCUACUUCUGCUUGUGCUGGCCACGGCUCUUGCGCAAGGAGGCGGACACACUUUUCGUGGAGCGCAUUGUCAGGAGGGCGCCCUGGGUGGAGAUAUCCGCCUUGGACAGACCGCUGGAAGAUGGCUUCAGCUCUGAUCAGGUCAGGGAUUUGCUGGACAAGCCGGCCAAAUCUGCAAACUCACUGCCACCAUCUGGAAUUCGAGUGUUUGGGGCAGAGCUGACCAAGCACAACAUUGAUAUCAUUGCUCACACAUUGCCUGCGCCACUUCCAUUUCCAGACAGCUCCUUCGACGUGGUGUUCUCAAGGUUCUCCCUAUACUACUUCCAGGAGCAGGCCCUCACCAAGGUACUGGCAGACAUCCGCAGAGUCCUCCGUCCAGAAGGAAGCUUGGUGUUCAUGAUAAAGACCAAGGAAAAUCUCGACCAACCAACAGGCAAGGUCUUGUAUCCCGUUGAAAAGUGGCUGCAGCUCUUGGUUAACGCAGGCUUCAAUGUAGCCAUUAAGGAGCGCGAGACCCGCCCCGAAGCAAAGGAUGCAGGUGAGCCUUGGAUUUUCGAGGCCCAGAGGGAGGAAGCGAGAGGUGACACCUCGUCCACCUGA
Symbiodinium sp. CCMP2592 is the source of this 6966-nucleotide messenger RNA. The record is from the annotation of a GenBank genome assembly. NCBI's taxonomy places the organism in Eukaryota, Dinophyceae, Suessiales, Symbiodiniaceae.